CGUAAAGCCAACGGCUGCGGGGCGUGCUUCGUGGUUUCAUCGGUAUUGCUAGUCUCGUAGCAUCAGUUUCGUUCCGCUCGUAGCUCACGUUCGUUCGGAUCGAGUGUCGUAAAACCGGCAUCGUUGGAAACGACGAAGAAUUUUCGAGACAACAACGAGGCAGCAUGUUAUGAAGACGACCAUCUCCCAGAGCGCCACGAUGGUCUUCGGCAGGAAGGAUACGACGAAGACGAGUUCACCUAACAGAGCCAAGAGAACGCAGAUAUCAGGCAGCGAGCCAAACAUGGGCAGCGACGCGCAAACGGACGUAUCUGAAAUAUCGAUCAAAGUGAUCGUCAGGGUUCGGCCGCACAAUGAGCGCGAGCUCCAGGACAAUAGCAGAACAAUCAUCGAGACUGUGGAUGACAAAAUGUUGAUUUUUGAUCCGAAUGAGAAAGAGACGCCCUUCUUCUUUCACAAUGUGGCUCAGCGUGGCCGAGAUAUGCUGAAGAAGCAAAACAAGCACCUGCAGUUCAUCUUUGAUAGGAUUUUCAACGAGACAUCAAGAAAUAAAGACGUGUUCGAAAGCAGCACCAAGAGCUUGAUCAGCAAUCUCCUGGACGGCUACAACUGUUCUGUGUUCGCUUAUGGAGCCACCGGUGCUGGUAAGACUCACACAAUGCUGGGCAACAAGGAUGAUCCCGGCAUCACUUACCUCACUGUGGCGGAACUCUUCUCCGAGAUUGAGAGGCAGAGCAAUUAUCGCGAGUUCAAUCUGAAUGUGACAUACCUGGAGAUAUACAAUGAGAAUGUGCAGGAUCUGUUGCACAAAUCAGGCCCGUUACAUCUGAGAGAAGACGGCAGACGCGGCGUUGUAGUCGCCAGGCUGAAACCAAUCGCCAUUAAAAGCGCCCAGGAAUUAUUGUCGCUUCUAGCCGAAGGCAAUAAGAAUCGUACGCAGCAUCCCACAGACGCGAAUAAGGAGAGCAGCAGGAGUCACGCGGUGUUUCAGGUAUACAUAGAGAUCGUCAACAAGUUGGACAGUCAGGUGCAGCGAGUGAAAUUGUCGAUGAUCGACUUGGCAGGAUCCGAGAGGGCUUCGGCCACCGGAUGCAAAGGCGUGAGGUUCAAGGAAGGCGCCAAUAUCAACAAGUCCUUGCUGGCCCUCGGCAAUUGUAUAAAUAAUCUGGCGGAUGGCAUCAAGCACAUUCCGUACAGAGAUUCCAAGCUUACGAGACUGCUGAAGGACUCGCUCGGCGGGAAUUGUCACACCGUAAUGAUAGCCAAUAUCGGCCCUUCCAGCUUCACUUACGAGGACACGUACAACACUUUGAGAUACGCGAAUCGGACGAAGAAGAUCAAAUCGUACGCGAAGAAGAAUGUGUCGUGCGAGACGCAUAUCGCUGGCUACAUCAAGAUAGUGGAGGAGCAGAAGAAGGAGAUAGCUGCGUUGAAGUCACGGCUGGCCGCUCUGGAGAGCGUGCCAGCCGCACCGUCGCCGCAACCGGACAAAUUCAUGCUGGAGGUGUACCGCAAACUGUCCAAGUCAUACGACAAGAAAAAGGAGCUGAUUGAGAAGAUGCUGGCCCUGGAGAGCUCCGACAAAAUACUGGCCUGUAGGAUGCUCUACAAGAGAGACGCGGACGAGAGGUUGCACUAUUUGACGGCGGCGGACGACGCAUUGCCGUCGGAGGAGCUGAACGCGAGCGGUAAAUCGCGCGUCAACAAAUCCCUGCAUUAUUUCCAGCGGCAGAGGGAUUCGCUCAAGACGCAAACGGAAGCGGCAUGGCAGGAAUUGUGCUCCGUCGAGGCGGAGAUACAGAGGUUGAGAGACGCGCCACUCAGCGAGGAUUUGCGGAACAAACUGUCCCUGCAGAUGUGCGAGAUUGAGAGAUGCUGGAUCUCCGGUAUGCGGCAACAUAUGAGGAAACUCUGCAGCCUCCAGCAGUGUGAGAGGCAGUCGGUCAAUACUAUCUCGAGAAUGAUGAGUAUGAAUCUGCAGAAUUACUACAACAUGGUGAAGGGCUACGGGACGAUGACCGAAAAGAUGCAGGCGGAGUUCAAGGAAUUGGUCAAGUUGCUCGAAGGUUUUCGCAGUAUCAAAUGGUCCGAUGCAGCGAUGGACACCGACGCCGGAGAUUUCGGCAUAUUCGCCUGCCUGAGCACUAUCGGAACGUUUGAUAACGCGGCGGGUCUCCUCAAGGAAGAGGAGCAGCGCGACGUUCGCAGCGCGUCUAAUAUCUUGAAUGCCACCUUCAAUGCUGAGAAUUCGAGCGACGAGUCCAGUGAAAGCGGUGCGAUGGGGGACAAACGACUCGUUGCCACGUCGAACUUACGCGAGAGGAAGGGAAGCGCGAUCAGAAAGCGCGCGCUCUCCGACAAGAAUCAGGAAAGCACACCCGCCAAGCAGACGAAAAAAUUGUACAACGGUAAGACUAUUGUUGGCGGUCGCGCGGACAAGGAGAAUGUGCAGCGCAGGCUACCUGUUCAUAUGAGCGCCAAGAGUAUCGCUAUUUUGAAUAAGCUGAAAAAUACUACCGCUCAAUCCGAUAACGAGGCGCUCAAGACGGUACGUAAUAAGGAGAGGCGCGCCCUCAUAACCACACAUCCGUACCAGAAGCCGGCCUCCGGAAGGAAACACAAUCCAGCUCCACCCUCCACCAGAGUCCCGUGGUGAUCCAAAACUAAGACCUGACGUUUGAAUCUUUUGGAUAUCUUUUGCACUUGAG
Dinoponera quadriceps is the source of this 2708-nucleotide messenger RNA. RefSeq names its product kinesin-like protein KIF18A (gene Klp67A). Lineage: Eukaryota; Metazoa; Arthropoda; Insecta; Hymenoptera; Formicidae. Bases 170 to 2656 code for a protein of 828 amino acids. Gene Ontology annotation, molecular function: microtubule binding; microtubule motor activity; ATP binding. Gene Ontology annotation, biological process: microtubule-based movement. The transcript has 3 exons. The record is from RefSeq and is a predicted model, not a curated record.